Molecule: messenger RNA, 442 nt
Organism: Zychaea mexicana
Lineage: Eukaryota; Fungi; Mucoromycota; Mucoromycetes; Mucorales; Lichtheimiaceae
Exons: 2
Coding region: 114-434 (106 amino acids)
Source: RefSeq, a predicted model, not a curated record
GUCGAGACUCAAGCAAAAUACACUAAUACUAGAAUAUGUUUAAAAAGGAAAAGUAUGAAAAACUCUUGUGGUAAUACCGCAAAUGUUAUGUUGUGGGAAAAAAAGAAGCAGCGAUGAUAUGCAACGUUAUAAAAUGUGAGAUGUAUAUACAUGUAUUAUCCCAACAAGGCCAAAUCCCAUCAAAUUUAAUCAUCGACAUUAGUAACUUGCUGGUAGCAAUUCUUGGUGUUGUCGUUAAGGAUACCCUUUUCGAGGAUUCCGGUGAGGAUACCACCGUGGCCACCAUCAUUGUUGCAACCUCCAACGGUAUUACUUUGAUCGCCACCAUGAGGGAGGGCGAGAGCAGAAGCAGCAAACAAGGUAAAGAAAGCAGUAAUAGCGCUAGCGAACUUCAUUGUGCGUGUUUUAAAUGUGCUAUCAAAAGAGAAAGGUGAUGAUGGAU